This is a messenger RNA of Aaosphaeria arxii CBS 175.79, 961 nucleotides long. Its product is annotated as N-carbamoylsarcosine amidase. The record is from RefSeq and is a predicted model, not a curated record. NCBI's taxonomy places the organism in Eukaryota, Fungi, Ascomycota, Dothideomycetes, Pleosporales. The transcript has 2 exons. The coding region runs from base 82 to 750 and encodes 222 amino acids.
CGAUGUAAUCCGACCGGCCCCAGCUAACAACAUACCAAACCAUACCCAUCCCGUACUCAACAAGUACAACAGCCAACCACCAUGCCACCGUCGGACGACUCCCGUUCUAAUCAGGCGCGUUACGUCGCCGCGGGGUUUUCUCACAAGAUUGGAUGGGGAACAAAGCCAGCCCUCCUACUCGUGGACGUUUGUAAUGCCUACUGGACGCCCGGUUCGCCGCUCGAUACCUCAUCGAACCCUGCAUCGGCAGCAGCUCCCGCCUCGAUCGGCCGUCUGGUGGACGCCGCCCGCGAGGGUGAAGUCCCAUUGAUAUGGACGCGAGUGGAGUAUACAGAGCCGGACAUGUCUGAUGCGGGUGUUUUCUUCAAGAAAGCGCCCGUCUUGACUGUCUUUCAGAAGAACAAUCAAUCUGGACUCGAGGACUGGGUGCCCGGACUGGUACCGAGAGCCGGCGAGAUCGUGAUUACGAAGCGAUACCCCAGCGCAUUCUUCGCGACAGACCUGAACACGAGGCUGCAAUUGAAGGGUAUAGAUACGUUGGUAGUGUGCGGUGUCAGUACGAGCGGGUGCGUGAGGGCGAGUACGUUGGAUGGGAUGUGUCUGGGCUAUCGUCCAAUGGUCGUGAGCGAAGCCUGCGGCGAUAGAUUACCUGCCGUUCACGAUGCGAACAUAUUUGACAUGAAUGCCAAAAUGGCGGAUGUUGUAUCCGAGACCGAAGCUAUCGAGAAGCUGAAACAAGGUUGGAGGUAACCGGAAGAAUGAGUGAAGACUGAGCGAAAUGUCGUCCAAAAGUAGGGUGGUAAGUUGGUUAAAACAAAGCAUCCCAACGCAAAGGGGCAGGACCCGUUCAUCAUGAUGUUCACAAUUUUAGCAGCAGCUUAGCAUAUCAUAUCCAUAAUUACGUAUACCUAUCUCGAUCUCUUCUUCCUUCCAGUAAUCCAAAUACUCGUCCUAUCCUGGC